AGUUCAAACAAGUUUCUGACUUCCUGGAACAAGAUGGGACUGUGUUAAUUACAUAAGCAAAACGUAAAUGAUUCGCGGGAAAAAGCAAAAAAAUGGCGACCUGCACAAUCUGACUGCUUUUGAUAUAUCUGCUGCUCUUCGCUCAGCUUCAAGUACAGUGAGUGAGCUGGGUAUAUGAAAGAGAUUUGUCUAAAAUAUUCUGCAUCAGAGGUCAAGGCAGAGCGCAAACGUAAUUCCAGGUGCUAAUGGAGAGCGGUACGCUGGAUCUAGACAGUUACAGCACUUCCAGUCACGGGCUCCCAGAGUCCAUUGGAUCCACUAGGAAGUCUGGUAAUGGAUGGAAGCCUAUGGAAACAAGCCUGACUGAAGGGCAGUAUGUUCUGUGUCGGUGGACAGACGGGCUGUAUUAUUUGGGAAAGAUUCAAAGGGUGAGCGCCUCUAAGCAAAGCUGUUUAGUAACAUUUGAAGAUAACUCCAAGUUUUGGGUUCUGUGGAAAGAUAUCCAGCACGCUGGGAUCCCUGGUGAAGAGACGAGAUGCACAAUAUGUUCUGGAACUACGUUGGUGUCGCAAAACGAAAUCCUCAUUUGUGGAAAAUGUGGGCUAGGUUAUCAUCAGCUGUGUCACCUCCCCCAGGUCGAGAACGCUCAGGAUACGACUUCAACGCCAUGGUUUUGCAGAACAUGUAUUUUUGCAUUGGCAGUAAGGAAGGGAGGAGCGCUGAAAAAGGGACCCAUUGCCAAGACGCUGCAGGCAGUGAAAAUGGUGCUGCCCUACAUCCCAGAGGAGCUUGAGUGGGACUCCAUGCACAGGACCAAUCAGCAGCAGUGUUACUGUUACUGUGGGGGACCCGGAAAGUGGUGCCUGAAAAUGCUGCAGUGUUUCAGGUGCAGACAGUGGUUCCAUGAAGCCUGUAUCCAGUGUCUGAAUGAAACCAUGAUGUUCGGAGACAGAUUUUAUUUGUUUUACUGCUGCGUGUGCAAUAAGGGAGUGGAGUACAUCAGACGCUUAACCCUAAGAUGGGUUGACGUUGUCCACUUGGCUGUCUACAAUCUGGGGUUACAAAGCAAAAAGAAGUACUUUGAAUUUGAAGAGAUUCUGGCGUUUGUAAGUAGCAACUGGGACCAUCUGCAGCUUGGAAAGCUUUCCAACACACCUCCCCACGAGAGAGGCCAGUACCUCCUAGAAGCCCUCAAUAGAUAUAAAAGCAAGUUUCUUUGUGGGAAAGAAAUUAAAAAGAGGAAAUGCAUCUUCCGACUGAUCACACGGAUGCCCCCCAACCCCCCCUCCAAACUGUUCCCAGAGAAGACCCCCCACCCCUCGGAGGGCAGCGAGUGGAAGAAGAGAGGGAAGAGUACAAACAGCUCCCUGGCUCAGGAGUCCCAGCCCCAGAAAAAGAUGAAGAGGAAGAGUUCCAAGUGGUUGCUGGAGGAUGCCAUUCCAAGCAGCGACUUCACCUCAGCCUGGAGCACAAACGACCACCUGGCCAGUAUAUUCGACUUCACUUUGGAUGAACUUCAGAGCUUAAAAAGUGCCAGCUCGGGGAGGACCUUCAGUGUAGACCUGGACUCCACAGAUGCUGCAAGCACAUCUGGUUCUGCUACAACAAGCCUAUCCUAUGAGUCACGGAAGAACGUUGGCAGCAGGAAGAGGAAGCUGAGGACCAAAAGCUACACCCUGCUGGCGCCCAGGAGGGCGGCGACAGAGGGUUACGGCAGCCAGACCACAUUCGACACAGAGGCCUCCCCCGAAACCCCCGACAACGGCAUCGACAGCCACACCUUUGAGAGCAUCAGCGAGGACGACUCCUCCCUCUCGCACCUCAAGUCCUCCAUCAGCAGCUACUUUGGGGCGGCGGGGAGACUGGCGUGCGGGGAGAAGUACCAGGUCCUGGCCCGCAGGGUCACCCCCGAGGGGAAAGUGCAGUAUCUGGUGGAGUGGGAGGGUACCACGCCCUACUGACCCAUCACCGAACCCUGGGGAGCAGCACGGGAAACAAGGACUUGGAUUGGCAUCUUCUUCAUUCAGUCGUCCGUUUUAUGGGGACGUUACAGUAUUUUAACCUGCGGGAUAUGCCUCCGUGUUAGAUGCAGUAAACAGGUACCUGUUGUGCUUCUAUUGCAGGCGGGAUGUCUUUUGUGUUUUUUUUCCCUUAUAAAAGUUUAGCGCGGCAAAGUGUGGCGAGGCACAGAGAAAACAGGAAUAAAACAUUGUAAAGAAUAUAAAUAUUGUUAAUCGUGGUAAAAACAUGGGGAACUUUGGGGAUAUGAGACCCGUUUACCAUAGAAAACUUGUAUGUGGGUUUAUACUGCAAUUUAUUGUAGCAUAACAGCAUGCCACGCAGGUAUAUUUCCGUGAAGGCAGUGAAAGGUUCAUUAUUUCACCAGUCCGGUAUUGCAGUAAGAUAGGGUACCGAUUGGUAUUGUAACAUGUACAGUACACAGUGACCCUUUCUUGCUUGAAGCGGCGAGUAGCACAGUAUUAGUAGGUUGGCCGUUGUUGAACUGUAUACGAUCGUGGCGGGUGUGCGGGAGAGCAGUUACUCUGUUGGAAAGUCCCUGCAUUUCUCAGGAUGUUAACUGGUUUGACUCAUUCUAGACUUGUGAUGCAGUCCAGUGACAAAUGGGUUCAGCCCAUCUGCUAGUUUAGUUCCAGUAAAUGACUCCUAUCUGAUACCUGUAGCAUUUUUUCCCUUGUUAUACGGCUUUGUUUCACACGUGGUAGCGAAUACAGGUUUCUUUUUUUUAGCUUUGCAAUGCAGUGGUUCAAAAAGAACAUUUCAGAAAAUGUAGCCAUUGGUGCAGAACAACUUAAUCCAUUAAUAAUAGGCUUCCCUGCAGACAACAGAACUCACUGAAUGAUCUUCAGUGGCGAUGCAGACAGACAAGCGCAAAGCUGCAACUCUGUACAAAGAGGCAAAGGAUAUCUACAGGGGUAUUAGCCAUUGAUAGAAUGCUACCACAACGGUAACAUAUAUUUAUGACAUACCACUGGUAUCAAAAUGAACCAAUACACCUUGAUAAUCUAGUGCAGUAUCAUCGGGCUAGCGAAACAGGACCACUGUGCAAUACUUGUCCCACGUCGAUUGUGUUUGCCAUUGCUGGUAAUAUUGUGGUCUGCUAAUGGCUUCUUCAGGGUAAUACAUUGCUGUUCUAAGGGACUUGACUGUAGAUUAUUUCUUGGUCUAGCCUUAGUUUGACCCUGCAAGACGUUUGGAACAUUAAAUAGAGAGUUCCAGAGACACUAACCAGUAAAGAUUUUGUUUGGAUUUUUAUAGAAGUGGAUUGUAAAACAAACCAACGACCCAGUCACUAGGUAAAAAUCUAUGUUCCACAUGGAGCAAACACAAAACUGUGUAACUUUUCUUAUUAAAGCAUCAACCCUAUUAAAAACAGCAUGAAAGACAGCCUGAAUUGUUGGGAUUGUGCUGCGGAGUGAAAGAAUAGACCAGUGGAGUUUAACUUCAGUGUUAAAGCUGACCAGGGCGGUAAUUCCUCCAUCUGCACUAGCAAAGCCAAUCAACGUUUCUUAUAAUACUGUCUGUGAUCAGAUCCACUUUCUAUGAACGCUACAGCAGAUUAGUUCUACUAGUUUACCAUGUGUUUAGCUGCUAGUUAAAACUCAACGCUAGGUUUAUGAACUGGCUGUCAGAUUACCCCAAUUUCAUGACUCGCACGUAAACCUGAAAAGAUGUGUCCUUUUUUUUUUUUUUUUGUCCAGUAUGUUUUCUUUACUCCGUACAUAUAUAUUUGUCUUUUUGGUUCUUUUUUGUUCCCUCUCGUAUUGUAAAAAUUGGCAGAGCAUAGUUGUGGAUGUACAUACAGCACAUUAGCUGUAGUGUAUUCGACCCUUUUCAAAGAUAAACAAGUUUGAAUUUUAAUGUGCAAAGUCUGGUGUAUACAUGUUGCCAGGUCUGUGUGGAUGAAUGACAUGUUUGUAGAACAUAACAUAGACUGGCUUGCCACUUUAUUAGGACGUUGUAUCAAAUACUGGCUUGGCUCACCGUUUGACACAAGGUGCUGGAAGGUGUCUCAAGGGAUGUUCAUCCAUUCAGUCGUUAGUCUUUGACGCAGUUGGUGUAGGCAGGUUGAUGAAUGUGUCGUUCAAGCUCGUCCAUGCAAACUUAAUUGCAUUAAAAUGCAGGGAUUGCGGUGGCCAUGGAAGGUGACUGAGGUCCUCAAGGGAAUAUCCUCCAAGGAAAAUCAAGGGGCCCAGGGUAUACCAGGGGAACAUGCGCCACACCAGGGCCAUGCCAGAUCCAAUCGGGUAGACAGGUCCUAAUAAAGUGUCCAGGCAGUUUGUGUUUUGGAGUAGGGGAGUGAAACCAGAUUAAUGGAGAGAGGGCUUCUGUAGAACCAUAUUUUCAAGUCUGCUGGCAAAAGGCAUGGGAAUUGGUUUUACUUGGUGCUGCUGCUUGUUGUGCAAAAAAAGCUUACAGGUGAUCCGAAACAAGUGGAGAAUAGGGUCAUAACACCCUCAGGGGUGGCCAAGGAUUCCAGUCCUGGUCUGUGUUCGAACCCUGUUCUAAAUUGUUCAAUUGAACCAAUUCAGGCUCCACCCAGACCCUGCAGUUCACCUGUAAGACCUGGAGUGGAAUAGCCCUCCAAGACCGGGAUUGGCCACCCCUGCUCUAGAUUGUGUUUUGAGGUUUUGUGGGUCUCUUCUCCUUGGUUAUUAACAGGGUAUCCUUUUCUUCCAAGGCCUGCGGUUUGGUUUGUUCUGCCUAGUGUUGCUGUCUUCCCAGUAGUGGGCUUAUUCUAACCCUUGAGAGGCUUGAUGCGUUCUAUGGAGAGAUGAGGCAGUGUAGACUCAACCCAAAUGAUCUUUUUAAGGAACUCACCAAAAUUAGAACGCUGGACACGAAUACAGUACAGCUCUGAAAUAUACUCGAAUGCAUGCUAUUUUUUUAUGUUUUUGUUCUAUAAAUUUAUAUUUAGAUAGUAUUUAUAUAAUCGCUCAUUCUGGCAAAUAAUAAUUAAGGGACCAAAAUAUUAUUCCUGUAUAAAAACACAGUUUGGCAUACUGUCUAACAGACUGCCGUUUACAUUAGGUUUGUAUUGUCUGUAUUUUUGCAUUGCAGCGAUAGUCUAGCCUUUUCUUUGUAAGUGUUUAAGCAGAACUUUACUUUUUAAACUUACAUAUCUGACUGGCUUAUCUUUACUAAUGUAUGCAUCUGGUUUAGAUUCAGUUUGUAUCCUUGUAUAAUCCAGUCAUCGCAUUCCCUGGCAUCUUUUUAAAACACAGAACUUUAACCCUUUCAUGCAUGGCGACCUAAUAUGGGGGGACAUAUGGAAGACGCAAAUGUAUGAUGGCCUCAUAUGAGGAUUCUAUUUUUCCCCAUACAAAGUGUCCAAAACUCCUUUUUUAAAAAAAGCUAUUUUUAAUAUUUCAUGCAUGAAAGGGUUAAAGCUUCAUUGUGGCUUCAGGAUUGCUCUCAGAAUCAUGUCUCCAGAGCGUGUCUAUUAACCACACAGCCCUGCCCAAGUGGAUAGAAGAAAUGCCACGUUUGUUCUGUGUGGUGUUUCAAAGACUGUAAAAUGAUACUUUUGCAUUUCAGAACAUUUGAUUGGAUAAUAUAUCAGCUAAUCCCCCUUUUUGCACAUAAACCACAACUUAACUGCUUACAUGUUUAGUAAUACUUUUUUUUCGACUAAAUCUGAAAUAAGAUGUUUUACCGCUGACACCCACUAGAUGGUGCUAUUGCCUAAUUAUAAUGUAUAUCCUUUUAAUGCAACAGUAACCCCUACUGGCUUGGUCUGAAAAUACCAUUUGGUGGCAAGGUUCUGGAAUUUAAAAGAUAUGCUUUUAAAAGCAGUAACACUAAACACUAUCAUUUCGGUUAUCUGUCCGAAGUAUAUAUUUUUGAGCAGGUAAACACAACAUCUUGUCCAGUAGGAAGUCUGUUUUACUGCUUGGCCUUCUUUUGAAUUGCACUAUUUCCAAAUGCCUUUGACUAUGCAAAUUAGUGUAAAAUGAUGGUACCUGGUUAAUCAAAAUUGACCGUUUUCUUUGUUAUAUAAUAUUGCCCUAUUGUGUCUUAAUGGUUCACACCAGUUAUUGUAUUUGUAUGACAAAUAACAAUAUUGCCCUUUUCACCUUCCAGCGAAGAACGUAAUUCACUUAAAAUGUAAAUCAGUUAAACUGAAUAGAUGCUUAAAAGCAAAGAGUAUAUAUAUAUAUAUAUAUAUGUCUAUUUUAAAUGGAAUGGACGCUGUUGACUUUGAGAAACUCAAUAAGGAAGCUGUUAGUGUCUUUAUUCUGACCUUUUUUUCUUUUUUUCUUUUGACUUCACUGCUCUGACUGGGUACCUGAGACAUUAGCACUGGUGCUGUUUGUCAGGCGUAAUUUUAAUGAUUAGAAAAGCAUUGCUCAUUGUUACUGUUUUCUACAUGCAAAAAAUGACUUUCAAAUGUACUGUAAAAAUACAGAGUAAAACUAAUGAUGCCAAAAAUACAGAACCCCCAAACCCCCAUGUUUACAGAAACGCCAGAUAGGUUAAACUGAUAUUUACCACUCAGUGUAGUGAGGUAUUAACUCCCUCUCUAUAAUGCACAUAUAGUGAAGCAAAAAUUUAACAUUCCGUGAAUUAACCAUGCAUAAUGCACCAUGUAAUCAACAGUAUAUUUUUUACAAAAAAAAAAAAAAGGUCACAUUCCCACUCGUGGAUCAUUUUAAUUAGCAGUUUUUAAACUAUAAAUAGCCGGGCUAAACAGCGGUCGGGAGUUCAGUUCGAAGCGACAGAGAAGCCAACCAAGUGUGAGAAGGAGAGCGGGUCGGGAGAGGGGAAGAGGGAAUGGGCUCGCCCCAGGUUCGGUUGCCGGAGCGGGGCUGAAGCGUCUCGUCUCCCGGAGAAAGCAGCAGCUCCUCUCGCAGCAAAAAAAGUAAAUACAUUAGGAAAGAUUACCGCCUAAAAGGCCUAAUAUUUAUUUAGUUAUAAAGCUUUUCUCCAGUUCAGAUACUGUAUCAAAAGGGAGAGGCAGAAACAGAAAUUAGACUGAGAAGUUGUUUACAGUUUGAACACCGGUACUGUGUUUACUGUAGAAAUAUUGCAUGAAUCACUAGUAUGGGGAAUUGCUGUAGGAGCGUUAUAUCCGAGGCCCGCUAUAACCGAGAGCCUUAUAGUGAGGGAGCACUGUAGUUCCACUAUGGUGUAUACUAUUUGACCAGGAGAGGGCAUCAGUGUACACAAAACUCUUAUUGUCAGUUGUACAGCUGAGGACACCAGACAACUUCAAGAUUUUAUAUAUAUAUAUAAUUUUAUCCCCCAAAAAUUGGGAUGUAAAACAAGAGAAUCUAUAUAUAGGCAGUCGUUAGCAGCUGCAUUGUUAAUUAUACACUAAGAUGUGAAGAGCAGCAGCAUUAUGUCAACAUGCUUUUGAAAUAUUUCUAUUGAAAUCUACUGACGGGAGAUGCGUUGAGGGCUGUGCAGUUGAUACCGUGCCAGUUGCAAUCAGCAGUGUGUGUUCUUGUUCCGAGCGCCAGCAGCUUGCACUAUUAAACCUGAGCUUGAGAUAGUAUGAUCACACAGGCUGCACAGCGGGGCGCGCUGACAGAUCGGAUUGUUUAAACUGCAGAGACAGGUGGUGUUCAAAUUCAGCUGCCAGUUUGUGCUCAGCGCUCCCUCCCUCCCCCCCCGAUGUUAAUUAAUAACUGCACCUAAAUGAGUUUGUGUGCAUGCUUUACCUAAUCAAGGCUCCAGAGGCAUCAGAAUCAAGUAAUAAAAUUAAAUAACGACAGGCCUCACAGAGAGCACGAGGAGCAAUUCCAGAUAAAGAGCUGAUAAAUGACUCUUCAGUGCGUGCUUUGAUUGAAGUUAUUGAACAGACAGUAACCAAAAGGUCACUUUUGAUUCGUCUAAAGUGCUGCUAUUGUGGGGGGGAAAAAAGGAGGAGAACGAAUCCAUUUUCUCCAUGUUUUACAGAUACUUUGGGUCACUUUUCUGUUUCCUUUCUGGUGUUUUAAAGCAGAUGCACCUGAAGAGGUAUUAUUAACCAAGUCUUUCCUCAUAGUCACAGUACCACGAGUCCCUUAUCAAUUUGCUGUAGGUUGUUUGGUCUGCCUGUCGCUGGUAGUUUGGGACUAAACUAACACUUGGCAUUUUUAGAGGGGGAUGCGGUCGUUUUAACUGCAUAUAUCUUGCAAGAAAUCAUUGAAUUCCUUCCUGCAACUAGCUUGUUCGUUGCAAGUUUUAUCCCUUUCGAAUUCCCCGAUACAGCAUAUAGUGUCGGUGGAGGACUCAGGUGGGGUCUUGAGAUGCUGCACAGUGUGUGAAAUUGGACAGCAGUGCUCUGUGAACCGAUUAAAGAUCAGGUGCUGAGUCCCAAGAAAAGCAGCGAUCAUCACAAAAUCCACUUGUUUCACUUAGAAAGGUAAAUCUCACGAAUGACCCUCGCCUGUGGAGAGCCUGAUCCGGAUAAUUGAAUAAACGGACAGAAAACCCAGCGUGUGCCCUUCCUGUGAGUCAAACCGAUCCACGGCAACUUAAGAGGCUUGUGUUAAAUUAGAGGAAAGAAUGUUUUUCAAUAAACCUUGGUUAAUACCUGAAACACUGCAGCACCCAGUCCACCGACCAGCGUAGGGCUUAAAAUUAAACAGACAGGUAGAACUGAAAAGCAACCCCAGAACUCAUUGUCAAAGUGCCUGAACACAUACAAAUGAUUUGAAAACACCGUAUGUGAGUAAUUGCAAGGACCACUCCGUUAAAGUUAUUGCAGACAGCAAAUGUAAUUUGAAGCUAAUGACUCUUUUAAGCUUUAUAUUUAGGGCUACAACAUGUUUCUUACUACAAGCCCAGGUUUAUGUAUUCUUGUCGACUUCAUUAUGGUCUGACAUUUAAAUCUCUAAAUGAAAGACGCUUUACCUAUUCCCUGAACUUCUCUGCUGAAAGGAAAGUAACACGUGAUUCUAUCUGAUAAGUUCAUUGUAGUGGCUGCUGUUAGAGAUAAGUUUGCACACUUUUUUUGUUUUUGUUUUUUGUGUCCUAGACACGCGCUUGCCUCUUUCUUAUUUAGUGAAACGUUUAAGAAAUGUUUUUUAAUGCUGCAUAUUUCAGCUAUGCACUGGAUAUCUGUGAGAUAAACCACUUUAGAAAAUUCAUAUUCUCGAUUUGCUUUCUGUACAUUGUUUUCUUAUUUCCGGUUUGCAAAAUAGGUCUAUUGUACGAAAAAAAAGAAAAAAAAAGAAAAAUUAUGUUACACACAUCCAAUGUGUUUGCUUUAUUAUAGUAACUAUACUUGUAACACCAUUAAUGUAUUUCUAUUGUGCUAUACCAAAUAAAAAGCAACUUAACAUGUACCACUGGUUUCCAUUACGCUUAUUAUAGCCCCACAGCAAAUCCACAUAACUUGGAGAAACUGAAGGUUCCAUGGGCGUCCUCCAAUCCCACGAUCGAGCCAGCUUCCUCUUCUACACCCAGGAACUCCAGAGCGGAUGUCAGCGGGGUACCUGGUGGGGGGCAAAGGCCAGCCCUACAGAUAUCUGCCCGAGCUCACUAGGCGCCUGGCCAGUAGGGCCCGCUGGAGCUCAGUGUGGAGAAACAGUUCCUGAUGGCUUUGCCUCCCUAACCCACGGAAGCGACAAGGUCAAUGCUGUGCUCCCUCCUUACUCCCUAGCAAAGACCGGCAACUUCACACAGCCAGGACGUGAACCUGCGCUGCCCUGACUGUAUGACUCACCCUGUGCACCACAUGGCCGUGCUUUUACCAGGUGAGCCACUCAGGGACCCCUUCAUUACUGUGUGUUAAUCGUUUGAUAAGAGUGGAUGUGUGUGUUAAUUGAUAAAUGACGUGAAUCUUAUCUGUUUUGCACCUCCAUUAGCUACAUAGGUCUCAAAUGUGCCGCUGUGAGAGGAACAUGUGUUCUAGCAACCAGUAAGUGUUAAGUUAAUUCACAUGCAGUGAAUGUUACAGUACACCACCAGAUUGAAUAUUAU
This is a messenger RNA of Acipenser ruthenus (sterlet), 9930 nucleotides long. RefSeq names its product PHD finger protein 19-like. Gene Ontology annotation, molecular function: chromatin binding; DNA binding. The record is from RefSeq and is a predicted model, not a curated record. The coding region runs from base 246 to 1961 and encodes 571 amino acids. Gene Ontology annotation, biological process: regulation of DNA-templated transcription; chromatin organization. Gene Ontology annotation, cellular component: nucleus. Lineage: Eukaryota; Metazoa; Chordata; Actinopteri; Acipenseriformes; Acipenseridae. The transcript has 15 exons.